CGAGCCUGCGCGGUUGGGCUGAUUUUUUUAUUUUAAGUUCUGCGCAUGCGCCUCGCGCCCUGCGCCGCCAUUACACGACGCUGUUCGGGUGAUUCCGGCGAGGAUCAGUUGCGACGGUUGAAAUCGAGGGAUUGUUGACAUUUGUUUUGAGAAAGAUCGAGAAUUCAAAGUGGAAAUUUAGUGUUUUUAUUUGAAUUGAUGUUUUAAUUACACAGAAAAUUAUUUUGGUGACUUACAGUGUGUUGAUUGAAGAAAGCAUGGCCGACUUUUGAAAAAAUAAAAAAAAAUACAUUUACCAGUUUAUGUUUCCGGAGUAAUAAAUUAAAUCUUGUUCAAAAACAUGGAAGACUCUGUUGAGAAAAAAAAAAUUCAACAACUGAAAAGUUAUUAUCAGUUAGUGUUACCAGUAAAUCAAAUCUUCAAAUGGCUAUCAUAUGCGGAGAAAUUCAGAAUUUGUUAUCGAGAAUUUUCAUUCGUGACUGUCAGAAGCGAAUUUUCUCGGUAUGAAUCUUUUAACAAUGCCAAAGAUUUCAGAAACCGGUUGAUAAAUUUGGGUCCCGCUAGAAUUGACGUCGGACCUACUUGGCCGAAAAGUCCUCUGUGGUCGUCCAAACAAGGCUCAGAUCCUGUAAGAAAAGAAUUAGUGUUCGAUAUUGACCUGACAGAUUACGACGACGUGCGAAUCUGCUGUCAGGAAAAAAGUAUUUGCGUAAAAUGUUGGAAAUACAUGGUGAUAGCUUGCAAAAUAAUCCACAGGUCUCUCGUAGAAGACUGGGGAUACAAGCACACCCUCUGGGUAUUUUCCGGCCGUCGAGGUAUCCACGCGUGGGUUUGCGAGCCAAGUGUCCUGAAGUUUGACGACGACGAACGUUAUAUGAUAUCGGAAUUCUUCCAGGUAUCCCUUACAAAUUCGUUCGGUGAGAGCCAGUUCAGGCUGACGGAGAUAACUAGCUUCAUCAAGCACGCCCUCGAUAUUAUCGACGAGGACUUUUUACGCUUCUGUGUCGUCGAGAUGGACAUGCUGGGUACUGACGAACGUGUUCAACAAUUCAUAAAUCUGUUAAGGUGUCCCAAAAUAAUGAGGGGUGUUAAAAAAGAGUUCCUGGAUCAUGACAACAGUAUUGAUCGCUGGAACGCUUUUCUUGAAUAUUUUUAUACUAGGCUAGUUAAAGGAGAAAUUCCUGAAGACUGCAGGUACUUGGUUGAAGAACUGAAGUUGCAGUACUGCUACCCGAGAAUUGACGGCAGUGUCACUGAAGGAAUUAACCAUCUUUUGAAGAUGCCGUUCUCGGUCCAUCCGGCGACUGACAAAAUCUCUGUGCCGUUUGAUCCUGAGAAGAUCGAGUUCUUUGACCCGACAACGGUGCCUACUCUCACGCAAAUUUUGUCUGAGGUCGCUGAGUUUAAGAGUUCUAAACAGCCUGGUCAAAGAUGGAAUCAGUGGAAUCCUUUAUACCUUUACAAGACGAGCUUGAGAGAUUCGUUCAAAGUUUUUAUUAAAUUCUUGGUUAACUUGCACGUAGAGUUGCGUUAGUAAGGCUUUCUCAGUUGAUGAAACAAGAGCGCCACCUACAAAUGAAAAUUAAUCGCCAACAGAAACAGUCGGAAGAACUUCGAUAAUCAUCGGAAUGUUUCGUGUUAUCCAACCGCGCAAAGUAAAGUAAACGUAAGUAGAGUAGUUAUAUACACUUGUGGAACUUGUUAUUUUGUAUGCCCCAGACUUAUAAUUAUUAAUUAUUAUUGUGCCAUUUAUUACCGUAUGACUUAUGUAAAAAAACGGUAUGAGAAUGGAAAUUAUUGAGACAUUUUUUGCGUAAAAAAAUUUUAUUACAAUUGUGAUUAAAAUUAUAAUGUCAAUUACCGCCAAGUGAUUUAAG
This is a messenger RNA of Cotesia glomerata, 1877 nucleotides long. Its product is annotated as DNA primase small subunit-like. The coding region runs from base 341 to 1534 and encodes 397 amino acids. Gene Ontology annotation, biological process: DNA replication, synthesis of primer. The record is from RefSeq and is a predicted model, not a curated record. Gene Ontology annotation, cellular component: alpha DNA polymerase:primase complex. NCBI's taxonomy places the organism in Eukaryota, Metazoa, Arthropoda, Insecta, Hymenoptera, Braconidae. The transcript has 2 exons.